AUGGCGGCGGGGCCGUUGCUGCUGGCGCUCGGGGCGCUGCUGGCGCUGCGCGGAGCGGCGGCCGGGGACGGCGGCUGGCGGAGGGGCGUCCCGGGGCCGCCGGCCGAGGAGCGCUGCACCGUGGAGCGCCGCGCCGACCUCUCCUACGCCGAGUUCGUGCAGCGCUACGCCUUCCAGAGGCCCGUGGUGCUGCGCGGGCUCACGGACAACGCGAAGUUCCGCGCCCUGUGCGCCCGCCAGGAGCUGCUGGCCGCCUUUGGGGACCGCGUGGUCCGGCUGAGCACAGCCAACACCUACUCAUACCGGAAAGUGGACUUGCCCUUCCGGGAGUACGUGGAGCGAAUGCUGGGGCCGCAGGACCCCGCGUCCCUGGGCAAUGACACCCUCUACUUCUUCGGGGACAACAACUUCACCGAGUGGGCCUCGCUCUUCCGGCACUAUGUCCCACCCCCGUACGGGCUGCCGGGCACCGUGCCUGCCUACAGCUUCGGGAUUGCAGGAGCCGGCACCGGGGUGCCCUUUCACUGGCACGGGCCUGGGUACUCGGAGGUGAUCUAUGGCCAUAAGCGCUGGUUCCUCUACCCACCGGGGCAGACGCCCCACUUCCACCCCAACAAGACCACGCUGGCCUGGCUCCGGGACACGUACCCAGGCCUACCUUCGUCUGCCCAGCCACUUGAGUGCACCAUCACAGCUGGAGAGGUGCUCUACUUCCCUGACCGUUGGUGGCACGCCACGCUCAACCUGGAAACCACCGUCUUCAUCUCCACCUUUCUGGGGUAGUGGGGCCGCACGGUCAGGGCUGGGUGGUGCUCACGUUUUAUUGCAGGGACAGCCUCCAC
This is a messenger RNA of Ochotona curzoniae (black-lipped pika), 842 nucleotides long. RefSeq names its product jumonji domain containing 8 (gene JMJD8). Gene Ontology annotation, cellular component: cytoplasm. Lineage: Eukaryota; Metazoa; Chordata; Mammalia; Lagomorpha; Ochotonidae. Bases 1 to 783 code for a protein of 260 amino acids. The record is from RefSeq and is a predicted model, not a curated record. The transcript is spliced from 9 exons.